Molecule: messenger RNA, 639 nt
Organism: Laccaria bicolor S238N-H82
Lineage: Eukaryota; Fungi; Basidiomycota; Agaricomycetes; Agaricales; Hydnangiaceae
Exons: 1
Coding region: 1-639 (212 amino acids)
Source: RefSeq, a predicted model, not a curated record
AUGCCUGCGUACAGCUACAAUGUUCCUGCUAUCGAUGACAAGAACCCAUUUUAUUGCCUAUCUGUAUCAGCGAAUACCUAUCUCAGCUCUCUGCGACACCGUGUUCAGAUUCACAGGCCCACUUCUACUACCAGGCAAUGCAAUGAAGAACUCUUCAUUUCCUUUGCCAGGACCCUCGACCAGUCGACCUCAGAAAGUGACACUGAAGACAACGUGGACUGGAUCGUCGGCACCUAUGUAUCUCAUGCUCGGGCUGUCGAUCCUGGUGUCUUGAACCCUCUGUUGCCUCCUCCGUACUCUGCCUUUGUCAAUGAUCUGGAACACAAGAGUACUCGGAAGGACAAUGGCCAUGGCUCUAUUGAAACAAUGGUAUUGAAACGCAGACAUCUAUCAUCCUUCAGUGACCUCCAAGGCCCACCCAAGUACUCCAGAUCAGCUGAGUCUCAGUCUACGUAUAACGCCUCUACGAAAUUCGACAUCACUCACAACAACAGGGAACCUCUCACAUAUCUUGUUGCCUCUUCUCCUGCUAGCAAGCUUCAACCUAAAACCCAUCCGAAAUCUUUGACCCCACCCAACUUGGAUAAGCUCAUCAAGGAUCUGGACGACAUUAUACCUGGGAUUCGAUUAUCUGAAUGA